GGUCCAGAGUCUCUCUCCCCCCCCGCCCCUUCUCUCUCUCUCUCUACUCACAGGAUCUUUCCCAUACGCACUUCAAUUCUAUAUCCUUUACAGGUAUAUAAAUCCAUAAAUCUAUUCCUGCGUUUCGUACCUAUGUGACAGCAACAGUAAAAUUAAUUAAAAAAACUAAGGAAAAAGAAUAGGUGGCAAUGAAGCCCAAAUUAGGUUUCGAAAAGGAGUUCCCGGGAAAACUAGAAGAAUCCGGACCCGAUUUCAAAUCCGAAGAUCCGGAUUCUCAACUGCCGAAUGAAGCCCGGCCCGAAUCCAAUGGUUCGGAGGUAAUGGAUAGUUGCUACGUGCCUAGGUUUAGGCCUUCUGAGCCCAAGGGAUUUGUUGUUUAUAGGAGGAUUAAGAGAUUGAAGACUGAUGGAAGUGAGAACGAGGGCAGCAAUGGGGCUACCGAUGAACUCCGGGGCUGUUUGGGAAUUCGGUCAGAAGCUGGUGGAGCUGAAAAUUUCAGUGCGGGAGUUCUGGUUCCGGGCCAGGAGGGCAGUUUGGAUGGUGGAGAUGCGGUAAAUGCUGGUAUACUGGAGGGUGGUUCAGGACUUUCUGGGGUUAAAGGGGGUGACAACAAAAUGAUUGAGAUUGAAGUGAAAGGUGACCCCUCGGUGGAAUUAGUGAAAAGUGAUGCUUCAAGAAGGUCUACGCGAUCGGCCUUGAAAAUUAAAUCCGAUAAUUCGUUAAUUGAAAAUGGAGGUUCUGGAGAAUUAAGGGAAACAGUGGUUUUGGAAGCCGGGAGUUUGGAGAAUGGGGAUGUGAGCGCACUAGGGACUCCUAUGCGGGCAACAGAAAUGAAGACGUCAAAGAAAGUACCGAUAAAAGCCCUGCCAACAACAGUCAGGGAGCUUUUUGAGACGCGGUUGCUGGAAGGGUAUCCAGUUCUGUACAAUGGUGGCAAGAGGGGAUUUCAGCUACGGGGAACCAUAGAAGAAUCUGGAAUUUUGUGUUUCUGCAGUUUGUGCAAGGGUUCCAGAGUGAUUCCGCCUUGUAAAUUCGAGAUACAUGCUUGUAAAUCAUACAGACGUGCAUCGCAGUAUAUUUGCUUUGAGAAUGGGAAAAGCCUCCUUGACGUGGUAAAGGAAUGCAGGAAAGCUUCUUUAAUGACGUUAGAAGAAACGAUUGAGAACUUUAUUGGUCCAUUGCGAGCAAGGGAAUCUAUUGUUUGUCGGAACUGCAUGGGGUCGUUUCUUGCAAUACCACCAGGAAAGGUUGACCAACUUUGUGAAUCAUGCGCCUGUAUCACACCAUCAGAAGCUGAUGCAACAUGUGCUGAAUCUAGGCCUUUGGAGCCACUUCCAGGCUUAACAUUGCCCAAAACUGGUGUAAUGCAUGAUAUUCCACGGAUGAAAUGUCAUCGAGGAAGAAAGAAAAGAAAGCAUUUAGAAUUGAAAUUGAAUGGAACAUCACCUGGACGAUCUUCAACGCGCAUUUCAUCACGAAACAAGAGUCAGUUGACCAUAACAGAGAAGUCUCCAAGGUCAGCAACCGGAAGUUCUUCGGUGAAUUUAUUGAAAUCGACUUCCAUCCCGAAUGCAAGUGGUAUUGGUUUUGGUUCCUUGCAGAGCUCCAUGAAACAUAAAUCUCACAAGAAGAUCUUGAAGAAGUCAUCAAAUUUCUCUCCAGUUUCAAUGUCCUUGAAAAGUGCAACUUCAUCUCUCUCUGCACAAAAAAGUUCAUGGAAGAUAACAAAAAAAGAUCAGUCAAUGCACAAAAUUGUUUUCGAGGAUGGUGGAUUGCCUGAUGGAACUGAAGUUGCUUAUUAUUCACAUGGAAAGAAAUUACGUGAUGGUUAUAAAAUGGGGUCAGGAAUAAUUUGUCGUUGCUGCAAUAUUCUGAUAAGCCCAUCUCAGUUUGAAGCUCAUGCUGGUUGGGCAUCACGCAAAAAGCCCUAUAUGUACAUCUACACAUCCAAUGGGGUGUCUCUCCAUGAAUAUGCCAUAUCACUAUUGAAAGAUCGCAGGUAUUCUGCUAAAGACAGUGAUGACUUGUGCAUCAUUUGUGCAGAUGGUGGAAAACUUGUGCUUUGUGAUGGAUGUCCAAGGGCCUUUCACAAAGAAUGUGCAUCCCUGUCAAGUAUCCCCCCAGGAAAAUGGUACUGCACAUAUUGCCGAAACAUGUUUCAGAGGGAGAGAUUUGUUGAGCAUAAUGCUAAUGCAGUUGCAGCUGGUAGAAUGUCAGGUGUAGAUCCAAUAAAGCAGAUAACAAAUCGUUGCAUUCGUAUUGUCAAGAAUCCUGGAGAAUUGGAAGUUAUUGCAUGUGUAAUCUGCCGAGGCUAUGAUUAUGGCAAAUCUGGUUUUAGUCCUCGCACGGUUAUAUUUUGUGAUCAGUGUGAGAAAGAAUAUCAUGUGGGCUGUCUGAAAAAAAGCAAGAUAGCAGAUCUAAAGGAACUUCCUAAAGGAAAAUGGUUCUGUUCUGUGGACUGCAAGAGGAUCUAUGUUGCAUUGCAAAAUUUGGUGAGUUCUGGGGCGGAGAAGCUCUCAGACUCUUCUUUGGGUGAUAUAAGGAAGAAGCACAAGGAAAAUGAUUUGGAUUCUGAUACCGAUCUUGAUGUGAGCUGGAGGCUUUUGAGUGCGAAAGUUUCUUCUCAUGAAACUAGAGUGCUCCUCUCACAGGCUGUUGCUAUAUUUCACGAAUGUUUUGAUCCUAUUGUCGAUACAGAGACUGGACGGGACUUCAUUCCAUCUAUGGUUUAUGGAAGGAAUGUAAGAGGCCAAGACUUUAGUGGAGUGUACUGUGCGUUAUUGAUGGUAAACUCAAAAGUUGUAUCAGCCGGGAUCAUUCGGAUUUUCGGACAAGAUAUAGCAGAACUUCCAUUAGCCGCUACUCGUAUGGGUAAUCAACGCAAGGGAUAUUUCCAAAUCCUGUACUCUUGCAUCGAGAAAUUGCUUGCGUUUUUAAAUGUGAGGACCUUUGUUCUACCAGCUGCUGACGAGGCAAAGUCGAUAUGGACAGAUAAGUUUGGAUUUCAGAUAAUAUCACAAGAGCAGCUUGACAACCACAGACUGACUUGCUCGCAAAUGGUAUCCUUCAAAGGGACGUCUAUGUUAGGUAAAGCGGUUCCAAAAUGUCGAAUUAUUACUCAAGAGGAAGCAGAACCUAAUGUUCCCUUGCAGUGAUUGGCUUACUGAUUUCAUGGGAUGAUGCAAGUUUCUAAUUUAAAAUUCAAAACUUCAACAAAUUCUGAAAGCUGGAUUAUGUUGCAAGUUAGAUACAGAAAAGCGGAAAGGAAUAGGAAAAUACCUUAAGACUUUUGACAAUGCUAAAUGAUUGAACUGUGUAAAUAAGUUGUCGGCUGUAUGUUAUUGGCGUAAAAUGCUGCCCAGAUUUUCAUUCUCCGCUGUCUUCCCCUCCCUCAGAAUUCGGUUGCCUGUAAAUAAAUUGUUUGCUAGAUACCUUCUUAUAUUUCAGUCUGACUGUUGUGUAACCUCUUGUUUCUCGUUCUAUAACUGCUGAAGCUGCAUACGAUACGGAUCUUUUCCCUA
Messenger RNA from Olea europaea var. sylvestris, 3521 nucleotides. RefSeq lists its product as uncharacterized. The record is from RefSeq and is a predicted model, not a curated record. Bases 189 to 3155 code for a protein of 988 amino acids. The transcript is spliced from 21 exons. NCBI's taxonomy places the organism in Eukaryota, Viridiplantae, Streptophyta, Magnoliopsida, Lamiales, Oleaceae.